Messenger RNA from Vigna angularis (adzuki bean), 1563 nucleotides. Its product is annotated as presenilin-like protein At2g29900. The transcript has a single exon. Lineage: Eukaryota; Viridiplantae; Streptophyta; Magnoliopsida; Fabales; Fabaceae. The coding region runs from base 45 to 1418 and encodes 457 amino acids. Gene Ontology annotation, biological process: protein processing. The record is from RefSeq and is a predicted model, not a curated record. Gene Ontology annotation, cellular component: membrane; nucleus. Gene Ontology annotation, molecular function: aspartic endopeptidase activity, intramembrane cleaving.
GUCAGUGUGACUAUCUGUCUUUCUUUCUCCUUUGCAAUCUUGCAAUGGCACAAACACCAACCCAGAGACCCUGUUCAAGCAUCAUCGAUUCUCUGGGUGAAGAAAUCGUGAGAAUCAUCGCACCCGUUUCAAUAUGCAUGUUCUUGGUCGUUAUAUUGGUGUCAAUUCUGAACACGGAUUCUUCUCUCUUCGACGCAUCGAUGAGCAUGGUCACCAUGGCCUACACCGAGACAACCUCGGACUCCACCUGGGACAAAUUCCUCGGUGCCCUUUUGAACUCUCUGGCUUUCGUCGUCCUCGUCACCUUCGCAACCUUCAUCCUGGUUCUCCUCUUUUACUUCCGAUGCACCAGGUUCUUAAAACUCUACAUGGCUUUCUCCACUUUCAUCGUGCUGGGGUUCCUCGGCGGUGAAGUCUCGCUGUUCUUGAUCCAACAGUUUAACACCCCCGUUGAUUGCAUUACGUUUUUCCUCUUGCUAUGUAAUUUCGCCGUUGUGGGUGUUUUGACCGUGUUUAUGUCAAAAAUGGCAAUUUUUGUGACCCAGGGGUAUUUGGUUGUUAUUGGGAUAUUGAUUGCUUAUUCGUUUACUAUGUUGCCUGAGUGGACCACCUGGGCCUUGCUUGUUGCUAUGGCGCUGUAUGAUGUUGCCGCAGUUUUGUUACCAAUUGGGCCGUUGAGGCUUUUGGUGGAGCUUGCAAUAUCAAGGGAUGAGGAAAUUCCCGCGUUGGUUUAUGAGGCUAGACCAGUGAACCAUGGUAAUUUGAGUCCCAGGGAUCUUGUGCAGAGGAGGCGGUUAUGGAGAGAAAGGAGGGUUGAUAAUUCAAAUCUUCAAACUGAUUCCAACUCAGCGUUGGGUCAUGGAUCCAGUGUUGAAUUUCCCUCCGGUUCUGACGGAAGCCCCAGCAAUAACUUAAACAUGGUUAGGGAGAAUGCCUCUAGAAAUGCAAUUCUAACAGCUAAUAGUUCUGGUGGCUCUUAUGGUUGCAUAAGUUUGGUGAAUGCAGAAGAGGAACCAGUGCGCCUUCAUGAGACUGAUUCAGACCUUUCUGCGCCCUUGAUUGAUCGUGGAAUGAAUGUCCAGCACGGUAGGGGGGAAGAUGCUGUGCCAAGUGAGAAUUUGAUGCUAGAAGGAAUUGGAUUGGGUUCUUCUGGUUCAAUCAAGUUAGGGCUGGGAGAUUUUAUCUUCUACAGUGUUUUGGUUGGCAGGGCGGCAAUGUAUGAUUUUAUGACGGUAUAUGCAUGUUAUCUUGCUAUCAUUGCGGGUCUUGGCAUAACUUUGAUCCUUUUGGCUUUAUAUCAGAAGGCUCUGCCUGCUCUUCCUGUGUCAAUAGGACUGGGUGUGUUGUUUUAUUUCUUGACAAGGCUCCUACUUGAAGUAUUUGUAGUACAAUGUUCUAUAAAUCUCUUGUUGUUCUAAGGUUAGGAAUCUUAUUGUUUGGGUUUGGUACUUUUGUACCGAACUUAUGACAUGACCACGAAUAUUAUUAGUUAAAAUCUUGGUUUCAUGCCCAUCUUUAGCUGUAAGGUUUUCAGGAAAUGUAUAUUUACUUUAUAGCAAUUCA